Lactuca sativa (garden lettuce) is the source of this 884-nucleotide messenger RNA. RefSeq names its product Translation elongation factor EF1B/ribosomal protein S6 family protein. Gene Ontology annotation, biological process: translation. Gene Ontology annotation, molecular function: structural constituent of ribosome; small ribosomal subunit rRNA binding. The record is from RefSeq and is a predicted model, not a curated record. Lineage: Eukaryota; Viridiplantae; Streptophyta; Magnoliopsida; Asterales; Asteraceae. Gene Ontology annotation, cellular component: ribosome.
GCCACCGGCCAACGGCCCUUAUCCACUCCUAUCAUCUCUUUCGGUCCUCAAUACAACACUUCGCGCAUCAUCAAUCGCAUCUCUACACCUUAACAAACGACAAUGGCCUCUUCUUACAUACUCACCUCAUCUCCUUUACUACAAACCCUAGCCCCUUUCCCCAAGAACAAACCUACGCCAAUACUUCACUGCCAACAUCAAAUUGGAAGCCAGGGUUUCUCAAUCAAAGCUCAAACCCUUGAUUUCUCUGGCACAUUCUUUGAAGGAGGAUUGGGAGGCGAAGAUGACCUCAACAAUUCAUCCGGGUCGGUUGCCACUGCAAUUGAAGAAAAAGAAGAGCCCCAAUGCCCACCGGGGUUGAGACAGUAUGAAACAAUGGCUGUUUUGAGGCCCGACAUGUCCGAAGAUGAGCGACUCUCUCUUACCCAGAAAUAUGAAGAGUUGCUUGUUGCCGGAGGGGGCAUGUAUGUGGAGGUAUUCAACAGAGGAGUAAUCCCUCUUGCUUAUAGCAUCAAGAAGAAAAACAAAGCUGGUGAAACCAACACUUAUUUAGAUGGAAUUUAUCUCUUGUUUACCUUUUUCACAAAACCAGAAUCUUUGGAGGUUCUUGAGACAACUUUGACCAUGGAUGAUGAUGUCAUAAGAUCAUCCACCUUUUUAGUAAGGAAGAGGAAGUAUUAGUUCUAUUUCUAUAUAUCUUUCGGUAUAGGAAGGUUUAUAGAGUCGUUUAUAAGGAGUUGUUGAAAGUUUGUCAUAUGAAACCUAUGAUGUUGCAAGAGAAUAUGUAGUGUAUUUUGUAGAAAUGUUACAUAUAUUGCUCAACAUCAACAUUGGCAUUCUAUUGAAUUCGAUGUUUAUUAAAAAAUAUAUUUAUCUGGAUAGUA